Hyaloperonospora brassicae is the source of this 1482-nucleotide messenger RNA. The record is from the annotation of a GenBank genome assembly. Lineage: Eukaryota; Oomycota; Peronosporomycetes; Peronosporales; Peronosporaceae.
AUGCGGACGGUAUGGCAACUGACCGGCGUCCUACUACUGGCCUCAAGUGUGCUCCAAUCUGCUGUCGCAGCAGUGCUCCGAGUAUCCCUUGCCAGACGUGAACUCGCUAUCGGUAUUGUGACCACGACAACAAACUCCAUCGAUGUCAACGGUGUGGCUUCUCCAUCGACUCGCACUCGUGCAGCUGUCGAUGAAACCACAAAGUCGGGAAACCAUGAAGCACUGCCACGUGGAAACCGUGUCACGCUCCAGAACUUUGGCAACGUGCAGUAUGUCGGCUCCGUGGGAAUCGGGAACCCCCCGCAGUACGUGGACAUGGCCUUCGACACUGGCUCUAGUGACACGUGGGUCCCCGGGGUGCACUGUGCAAGUUGUAGUCCGCAUCAUCGAUUCGAUGCGCUGCAGUCCACGACGUUCUUCGAUACGAGAGCGAAGUUUUACGAUGAGUACGGCAGCGGCUCAGUGUCGGGCACGGUGGGCAUCGACUCAAUCACUGUCUCCGGCUAUGCCGUAACGAACGUCCGCUUUGGCGUAGCUCGCGCAGAGAGUACCAGACUCCAGACAUUUCUAGCCGACGGGAUCUUUGGCUUAGGGUUCGAAAACCUCGCCCACAUCACGCGGCCAACUGCGUUUGCAAAGCUUGCAGGACAACAUGCAGACUUGGCAAACAUGUUUGCGUUCCACCUCACGCCCGAAGCUUCUCGCACUGGCAGUGAACUACACCUCGGGGGCUACGACUUGUCCGUCGUCGGUCCAAACGCGUCUUUUCACUACACGCCCGUGGUCCAACUGCCCCCGUUCGACGCGUUCCUGUACUGGAGCAUCCAGAUGAACGACUUCUCGGUGCUUGCCACGGACGACGAGGCGCACACUGACAGCAGCAACGACAGCCAUCUCGAGAGUGUCGUCCUUGCCACACUGUGUCGACCCUUUUGCUACGCGAUCGUCGACACGGGCACGUCCUUCAUCAGCGUCCCAGCCCGUCACUUCGACGACGUGGUCCGCGCGAUCACCCGCGACUGUGACUGCGACGGCGUCCACUGCAGCGCAGUCGCAGUCAACGACUUUCCCGUGCUGCGCUUUGGCAUAGCGCCCGACCACGUCCUCUUGCUGCAGCCUCAGGACUACAUCUCGUGUGCAGACUACGGCCAGUGCACGCUCCAGCUGCAGGCGUCCAGUGACCACUGCUGGGUCCUCGGCGACGUCUUCCUCAAGACGUACUACACGCUGUUCGAUGCUGAGCACAUGCGCAUCGGCUUUGCGUGCAACAGCAGCGUCUGUCGCGGCAGCGGCACGGGCGACGUGUUCGGCGCGGCCACGACCAGCGACCGCGCGCUCCGUGCCUGGGAAACGGCGCUCCUCCUAUGCGCGUGCGUUGCAGGGGCGAGCGCGCUCGUGCACGUCUGGCAGCUCCACAGUCAUUCAGUGGAUGAUACUGAGGACCGGGAGGCAGCACGAGCGUCGUGUUUGCAGCACGACUGA